Thalassophryne amazonica is the source of this 2806-nucleotide messenger RNA. It is a transcript of the gene g3bp2, whose product is annotated as GTPase activating protein (SH3 domain) binding protein 2. The record is from RefSeq and is a predicted model, not a curated record. Gene Ontology annotation, cellular component: cytosol; ribonucleoprotein complex. Bases 192 to 1724 code for a protein of 510 amino acids. Lineage: Eukaryota; Metazoa; Chordata; Actinopteri; Batrachoidiformes; Batrachoididae. Gene Ontology annotation, molecular function: mRNA binding. The transcript has 13 exons.
UUAAAUCUUCAAUCUCUGGUACAGCAGAGAUCAGAAAGUGUUCUUGCAUCGUGGGAACUAUCAUAACUUAUCACUGAAAUACUCUGUAUUUCAGCGUAAUUUACAAACGAUUAUUCAUAGCUAUUUAUUACAAACCAUUCUGUCUUCACGGAUAGAUCUUUCACAAGCACUUAAUAUUGUUUACCAAAGAAAUGGUGAUGGAGAAGCCAAGUCCCCUGCUUGUAGGGCGGGAGUUUGUGAGGCAGUAUUACACACUGUUAAACAAGGCACCUGAUUUCCUCCACAGGUUCUAUGGGAGGAAUUCUUCCUAUGUUCACGGUGGACUUGAUCCGAAUGGAAAGCUGACAGAAGCAGUGUAUGGACAAGCGGAAAUUCACAAAAAGGUCAUGUCUCUGCAAUUCAGUGAAUGCCACACAAAGAUCAGGCAUGUGGAUGCCCAUGCCACUCUAAAUGAUGGAGUGGUGGUUCAGGUCCUCGGAGAACUGUCCAACAACGGUCAGCCCAUGAGGAAGUUUAUGCAGACAUUUGUGCUUGCUCCAGAGGGUUCGGUGGCAAACAAAUUCUACGUCCACAAUGACAUCUUUCGUUAUGAGGAUGAGGUUUUUGGUGAUUCUGAAGCGGAGCUUGAUGAAGAAUCAGAGGAGGAAGUUGAAGAAGAGCCAGAAGAGAGACAGCCAUCCCCAGAACCACUUCAAGAAAGCCCCAACAGCUCCACAUACUAUGAAUCACACCCUGUCAGUAAUGGUGUAGAAGAGUCGAUAGAGGAACCAGCUCCGGAGCCAGAACCAGAGCCUGAACCCGAGCCCAAAGUGGAGGAGAUUAAGCCAGAAGAUGAUGAGAAGGCUCUGGAAGAGAUGGAGGAAAAGACACCUUCACCUGUUCCUGUAGAGUCUCCUCCAAAUACCCAGGAGCCUCCCAAGGCUUUCUCCUGGGCCUCUGUGACCAGUAAAAACCUGCCUCCUUCUGGUACAGUCACCUCCUCUGGAAUCUCACCCCAUGUUGUUAAAGCUCCAAGCUCACAGCCCAGAGUUGAAGCCAAGCCAGAGACACAAACCCCACCCCUGCGACCCAGAGACCAACGCACACGUGACAGACCAGCUUUUACCUCACGGGGACCGAGACCCGAUGGUGUUGCAUCUUCGGAGUCACAGACAGGAAAGCCGCACACGAGUUUUGUUAAUAAGGGUGGCAGGGGAGACAUGGAAAACAGUGAAAUGGAUGGUAGGCGGAUUGUCCGGUACCCAGACAGCCACCAACUUUUUGUUGGCAACCUCCCACAUGACAUUGACGAGAGCGAGCUCAAAGAAUUCUUCAUGUCAUAUGGAAACGUUGUGGAGCUGCGAAUCAACACCAAGGGUGUGGGUGGAAAGCUGCCUAAUUUUGGAUUUGUGGUCUUUGAUGACUCUGACCCUGUUCAGAGAAUUCUGGGGGCCAAGGUAGAAGGGCCCAUUAUGUUUCGAGGGGAGGUGCGUCUGAAUGUGGAGGAGAAGAAAACGCGGGCAGUGCGUGAACGAGAGACCCGUGGUGGUGGAGCAGAUGACAGACGGGACAUGCGGCGCAAUGACCGGGGUCCUGGAGGCUCACGCGGCAUUGUUGGAAGUGGAGUGAUGCGUGACCGCGACGGGAGGGGACCACCGCCUCGAGGCGGUAUGGCCCCCAAACCUGGCAUGGGGCGGGGCACAAGUGGCCAAGGAGAAGGUCGCUUCACAACCCAGCGCCGCUGAGAGGGGCACUGCCUGUGCUGUGGAAAUAACACCAUGUUCUUCAUCAACUGUUCUUGUUAACGAAAAGAAAUCUUCAUGUAUAGGAGCAUAUGGUUUGUUUGUUUUUUUUUUUGUCCCCCCAUCCCCCUCUUUGCUUUGGAAUGUGACAGCCUGUCAAUAAUUUGUUUGUGAAAUAGACAAAAAAAGAAAACAAACAAAGCCUUUCACUUAUUCGUUGCAAGCUGAACGUCCUUUUUGGGUAUCUCAAGAGAAAACAAACUUUAAUUUGUAAAUUUGUGGAAAAGGCAAUCCAACCAGGAAUAACCUGCCACAUUAAGAGGGACUGAUAAGACUUAACUUCGAUAAUCCAGCCCGUCACUUGGAGAGUAUAUGCAUUGACAUAACUGGGCCGCUGCUUCAAGAAAUCCCUCUAUUGCACAAUUAAUACGGUCGUUUUUCCACCUGAUGCUGUUGGAAAAGUGAGUUGCAAAAUUUGUGCGGUUCCAGGGGAAACUCUUGUCUUUUUACUUUUUCCCUUGUGUGAGACCACUGCUUCAAAAUUGCAUAAUGAGCUCAUCAAUAUGCACUAAUGGGUACUUUCGUCGUGUUUCAUUGACAUCCACGCUUGGAGUGCAGCUGGAGAUACUGGUUUGUCUCGAAACGAUACAACUCAGCAGGCCAGGCAUCAGUCACAGCCUGUCUGCCUUGGCCAAUAUACGUACUUCUGACCCAAAACUGCUAUUAAAAUUACAGCAGGAUGGACAACAGGACCAGUGAUUCUAUCUAUCUACACCCCCCCCCCCCCCUUGUAAAGAAAUUCUCAAAUCCUGGACUAUCGCCACAUAAGUGGGGUGGGCGGGGCUUGAGACAAAGCUGAACAAUAGUGAUGGUGGUUCAUUUUAUUCUGUUCCAGGAUGUUUGGUUCCCCCCCUCACUUUUGACCAGCUACACCAGGAACUUGGGAUGGACACCACCUUCCCCUCUUCCCAUCGUAACAUGCGGAGUAAUAGAAUAAAUGUACAGCAAAACUCAUAGUUUACUCUUUUGUUUGGGUGUGUGUGUAACUUUGUCUCAACUUGAUAAAAGCAUGAUGGUGCCUUCUA